CCCUAAAUUUGAGGCUUUGCAGCUGGGGCUUUCCUUAUUGGCAAUAGCUUUUUCAUCUGGAUAGCUGACAUGGGUGCCUCCGUUUGGUCACCGGCUGAGCUCAGAUCUCUCGCCUGCAUCCCAAAUGAACAAGAGUCCUGAUGAGACCUUAAAAACUGAGUGAAGAAGGGAAUAUUUUGAGCCUUGGGAGAUCAAGUAAGGGUAAUAGCAGAGUUCAGAGAUAACAGAGUGUAUCUAACAUAUAGAGUAGGGGUCAUUCCUUGGCCGAAUACUUCUCUCUUGGGUUUCACAGAAGCCUAACCUAGCCCGGAGCCACCGAUCACAGCUUUAUUGCAGUGCUAUGUUAAAGCUGGCAUUAUCAAGUUGGGCAGUAUAAGUCUCCAAAGGAGGGAAGAAGUUGGGAAUAAUUGCUGAUGUUGUGAGUGUGCUAGAUUUGGUCAUGCAGAUGCCCCUCUGGAGCUGAUAAAUGACACAGAUUCACCUGCAGUUUUGACCCAUCAAAAGGUAAGGUAACUCUGCCUGAUGUCAAAAACCAUUCCUACGCCUUUUGGUAUCUUUCUUAGCAAAUGAGCGCCCUACCUCCCACUGUGUAAGCCAGAAACCUAAGUACCACUUUGGCUGCUCUCUCCCUUACGCCUGAUGCCCAAGCAGUACCAAGCCUUUCUAUUUUUUAAAUACCCAUUUGUCCCAUCCUCUCUACCAUGACCUUAGUUUUGGGCCACCAUCAUAUCGCAUCUAAAUUAUUGCAAAAGCCUUUCUCUGUUUCCCCUGCCUCAAAUCGUGUCCCCCUUAACCCAUUAUCCAUACUGCAGCCAGGGAGAUAAAGAAAGCAUCAAUUCUUUGAAACAAUAUGUCUAUUUUCAGAGUCAGAAAUGUGUCCAGUGACAGCAUAGAUUAUUUUGUUCUGUUUUCUAGCUUCCAUACAGAAGAACAGUGACGUCACAAAUAUUAGGGGUGAAAUGAUCUUCAUCCACAGGCUCAAGUGAUUUGUUUUCAACCAGUCUAUGUGUUUCCCACAGUGUCUUCCAAGACAGCAUGCUGUUAACUGUCUCAUGGAUGCAGCUAAGAAAGUGAGGAGUGAAGAAUCCAGGAAGCUCUGUGGGUUCGAGUACAUACGAACGGUCAUUUACAUCUGUGCCAGCUCCAGGUGGAGAAGGCAACUGGGGUCGACCCCGCAAGGUCAGCAAGCUGAGAGAGGAAACCACUUCCAGCUGCCAAAUGAACAGUUUUCUGAGGAAAACGCAGCACAAAACCUUCCGAAGAUGGCUUUCUCAGAGGAGGAAAUUCUUCAAGGUGAACAGCUGCCCACAGAAGGGCUUUGGAGGUCUAAGAAGCAUUCGGUGAUGUCAAGACAAGACUUGCAAAUGUUGUGCUGCACAGAAGGCUGUUCCAUGUCUGACUUGAGCGCUCUUUGUUAGGACAAGAGCAAACCCAAGGGUGGCAGAGCUUUAGCACAUGUUUAAUCACAGUGUUUUACUUCCCAGAACAACACUUACAUUGUGUCAUUAAACUAAAGGCUUUUGGGUAUGCAAUCCUUCUUUCCUAAAAGUUGUGGAUGAAUGGCUAAAACUACAAUGAGGUCUAUUUUCUCCCUUUGCCAAGGUGAAUGCACUGUUCUUUUCAAAUUUUAAC
Messenger RNA from Hippopotamus amphibius kiboko, 1632 nucleotides. RefSeq names its product insulin like 5 (gene INSL5). The record is from RefSeq and is a predicted model, not a curated record. Gene Ontology annotation, cellular component: extracellular region. NCBI's taxonomy places the organism in Eukaryota, Metazoa, Chordata, Mammalia, Artiodactyla, Hippopotamidae. Gene Ontology annotation, biological process: positive regulation of feeding behavior. Gene Ontology annotation, molecular function: hormone activity. The coding region runs from base 1005 to 1418 and encodes 137 amino acids. The transcript is spliced from 4 exons.